AGGAUGAGGCAGAAACACUCAAGAACAGACAGAAAGAGCUAACAUUUUACAUCCUGCACUUGAGCAUGGACUUUGACAACCAAAACAUUAAAGAUGCUGAAUCUCAGCAGAGAGAAGAGCGACUGAGCACUCUUCCUGUCCAUUACCCGAGACCAAAGCCCCGUCCAUCUGUAGCUCCAGAGGAUCAUCCCACGACCAAGAAACCUCCCAUAAAACCCAGACGGAGCAUAAAGUGUCGUCCCACAGCACAACAAGGGAUAGAGCAAUUAAACCAGGGACAUCAGAAGGAAAAUGAGACGACAGUGAAGCGAAUAGAUCCUGCUCUGGUUUUGGGGCCCGUGAGGCCCCUGGAGGCUCUGACUCCAUCUCUACGCGCUCACACUCUGCUGUGGUUUGAAAGAACGCAGCUGCCUCGAAUGCACAGGCCCGGACAGCCUCUCCCCUGCUGGCUCCACGGUUUUGCUACACGCAGGGAAGCGGAACAGCUGCUGCAGGAUAAGCCGCAAGGCAGUUUCCUGUUGAGGCUCAGCGAGUCAAAGAUUGGCUUUGUGCUUUCUUACAGAGGAGAAGACCGGUGUCGUCAUUUCAUAAUUGAAGAGGCAGAGUGUGGAUCAGCUGGUAGUGUGUAUCUAAUUGCUGGAGAACACAGCCGUCAUAGAAGCCUGGAUGACCUAAUCAGCUACUACACCCAUAAUCCUGUGGGGCCCUUUAAUGAGAUGUUGACUGUGCCUUGCAUGCAGCCUGAUGGGAGUAUUUCUGAAAUUAAUUGGUGGAGGGUGAAGGACGGGGAAGAAGAGAGAAAUGGAAAAGCAAUAAUAGAUCAAGAGGAGCAGACACAACUGCCCAUGGCUAUAGGUCCAGCUGUUCUGAGCUCAUUACCCACAAACCCCUCCAAACAGACCACUUCUGCUACAGAAGAGCCUGUGCAGUAUGCAGCUGUGAGAAAGCCAUUAAAAAAGACUCCCUCACAGCCAGAAUUCAAGUCUGGAACUGAAACAGCGCCUCCUGGGUUAGAAAAUGGCAGAUCUGAGGUUGCUGAAAGACCCUUAAAUCUUAAUCUAACAGGGGAACAAGCUUCUCCUGUGGAUGUUCCAUAUGCUAGAGUUAACAAACCCCCCAGAGCAGUAUCAGAAAAUCCCCCCAAUUUCAGUGCCCACCCUGACCUCCAGGGAGCGACAGCGGCUGUUACCACUCCAUCCAUCCCAAACUUUGACACAACAGCAGACCCAAAAUACUGGAAAAUGGAGCCCUUGCACACUUAUGAAGAAACUCCACACACACGCAGUCAUCCAGAAGAGAUUGACUGCUAUGCCGUGGGCCGGUGGAGGCAGGCAGCUGUGGAUGAAGUGAACCAUCAUCUAUAUUCAGAGGUGAAUAUCAAGGGUGCCCAAGAAGGCUAUGCUGUACCAAGACCUGGGCCUAGUCUUCCUCUUCGACCACCCCCAAGAUCUGUUCAUGCUCCUUUACGACCAGAGCUUACUGGGCAGAGUUUUGGUGUGUCCCCAAUGAUGACUCAACCUCAACACUCAGGUUUUCAUCAUUCAGAGCAGCCAAAUCUGAUUGAUUCCUCCAGCUCAAUUUAUGAGCAAAUUCCAGAAAGACCAACCAAAAAAAGAGCAUGUCUUCCCCCACCAAACCCCAAACGCUGACCUUAUGAUUGUAUUCACCUCUGUACCUCUUUCCUUUAUAAAUACUCUGUAUGAGAAGUUUAAAAAAACAGCAUAGUAAUAAAUAUUAGGAUGAUACAUAUAUGUACUAUAACAUAGCUUAUAACCUGUAUAUACAUUUAUAAGGCUUGUUAAUAGUGACCUCCCCGUGGAGGUUAUAAGCAUGUUUAUUAGUUUAUCAUUUAAAUGUAAUUAAUGUUAUUUUUCAUACAAUCACUCUUUCAAAGUUGUAAUUGCACUGCAAAAAUGUCAUAAUUAAAUAAUCACUUUAAUCAAAUAUA
Molecule: messenger RNA, 1948 nt
Organism: Carassius carassius (crucian carp)
Lineage: Eukaryota; Metazoa; Chordata; Actinopteri; Cypriniformes; Cyprinidae
Product: SH2 domain-containing protein 2A-like
Exons: 9
Coding region: 66-1649 (527 amino acids)
Cellular component (GO): cytoplasm
Source: RefSeq, a predicted model, not a curated record